Molecule: messenger RNA, 2001 nt
Organism: Chara braunii
Lineage: Eukaryota; Viridiplantae; Streptophyta; Charophyceae; Charales; Characeae
Source: the annotation of a GenBank genome assembly
AUCGACCCAUCCGCCACGAGAUCAUCCUCGAGGACGGGGCCGUACCUCCGAGCGGUUGCAUCUACCGAAUGAGCGAGGAAGAGUUAAGUGUGCUUCGGGCACAACUCGACGACCUUCUAGAGAAAGGCUGGAUUCGGCCUAGCUCAUCGCCAUACGGUGCUCCUGUUCUCUUCGUCCGGAAGAAGAACAAGGACCUGCGGUUGUGCAUCGAUUAUCGCAAGCUCAACGCGCAGACCAUAAGGAACGCCGACCCUCUCCCACGCAUCGACGACCUUCUCGAGCGAUUGGCCGGCGCUUGUUCUUCUCUAAGCUGGAUCUCAAGUCAGGGUACCACCAACUCGAGAUUCGCAAGGAGGAUCGCUACAAGACCGCGUUCAAGACACGUCUUGGAACAGCACGACGGCGACGACUGGCACCCUGUGGAGUAUUUCAGCCACAAAGUGUCUCCCAUCAACUCGCUUGAUGAUGCAAGGAAGAAGGAGCUGCUCGCAUUCGUGAUGACUCUCAAGCGUUGGCGGCACUUCCUCCUUGGGCGUCGUAGGUUCACAUGGGUCACAGACAACAAUCCAUUGACCUACUACAAGACGCAGGAUACGGUGAGCAGCACGAUCGGACGAUGGAUGUACUUCAUCGACCAAUUUGACUUCACACCGAAACAUGUCCCCGGGCUCUCCAAUCACGCAGCAGAUGCACUCUCGCGAAGACCUGAUCUUUGCGCGAUGACAGAUCAUGCCUUCGCAUUCGACGAGGAGCUUCAACGACACUUCAUCCGGGCAUAUCAGUCUAAUCCGGACUUUGGCACGCUGUAUGCACAGCUAUCUUCGGAUCACCCGCCGGCCAGCCAUUACCGCAUUGCCGACGUUUACUUGUUUCUCCACUCGAGAGGCAAGGACUUACUAUGUGUCUCACGCGACCGUCGUCUUCGGACUCGCCUCCUCGACGAGUAUCAUGAUUCACGACUCGCCGGCCAUUUCGGAGUCAACCGCACUAUUGCACGACUUCGACAGCGAUUCCGAUGGCCCGACCUCAUUACCGAUGAGCCCGGCACAACAAUGAAACCAAGUUCGGCUCGACAUCCUCAGACAGACGGGCAGACGGAGCGGGCAUAUGAAACCGCUCAAAUGAUGCUCCGUACGCUCAUCCGUCCGGACCAGAAAGAUUGGGUUGAACGCCUCCCCGACAUCGAGUUCGCCUACAACACUUCGGUGCAUCCGGCGAUUGGCGUGACUCCAUUCGAGUUGCACCACGGUGGACGGAAAGGCCAGAUCUUUGCAGACCUUUUCCUCCCUCGACCAGCCGACAUUGACGCUGCCUGCUCUCUCGCUUCCGUCCGGAAGUACAGGGAAUUGCUGACUCAAGCCCGCGCAAAUAUGCAAAAGGCUCAAGUCCGCAUGCAGCAGCAAGCCAACAGGCGUCGCGUACCAUGUCCCAUCCUCGCCGGUGAUCUGGUUUGGGUCUCCGCGGAAGAGUUUGCACUGGAACAGGAUGUUUCACGCAAACUGCUUCCCAAGUGGUUUGGACCUUGGUCUGUGACAGCAGCCGCGGGCAAUGAGCCUGAUGGCCCUUCAUUUGUGAUCAACAUUCCAGAACAUCUGACGGUCCAUCCGGUCUUCCACGCCUCGAAGCUGGCAACAUACACGCCAACCAAGAGCGACGACUUUCCGGACCGACGAUCGCAGGACCCUCCUUCUAUGGAUGGCCAUCACGAAGUUGACCGCGUCAUCUCCGAUCGCAAGUACGGCAGCAAGCCGCGGCAGUACAAAGUCACAUUCAAAGCAUGCGAUCGCGACGGCACUCGGUGGAUUUCAGGCGCAGAUUUGAAAGCAUCCGCACCGCUGAUCUACACGCAUUAUGAAAAGCGGAGGUUAGCUCAGGAAGCUUCACAACCAGCCCCUCCCACCCGGACUGUGGUCCCUCCCUCAGACAGACAGCUUCGCCCUCGCAGGUAAGCUCGGUUCUUCAAGGAGGGGGGGGUGUGGCAUAAUGCGUAGCCACACGGGC